AGUGUUCUUGAUAGUCUUCUUUAUCCUCAUCAUUCCAUCAUGCACAUACCCCAAAGAUGGUUGCUGAUCAGAAUUAACUAUCCUCAACAACUUCACGAUUGGCAAUGUCAACUUCAUAAUCACUAAACAAUCCUGCCAGAAAUUGUUAUCCAAAACAAUUGACUUGAUGUGCUUCCCCUCUUUAGACUUUCCCAACUUGUGAGAUGUAAAGAAGCUACUUGUAACAAUACAUAGAUAUAUGAAAAAUCACAUAACUAUAUCAAUACGUAGCUAUAUGAAAAAAAAAUCAAUCUGAACUUCUUCCACCACACAUAAACAAUCCAAUAUUCCAAUCCAAAUGAUUACUCACAAAGGAACAAUUAAACUUCAACAAUUGGACCAAGAGUUGGCGGAGGCAGGGGCCAAAUGCCAAAUCCCAAAUGUACAUUAACAUUUAUUGCAAACAAAUCCCAAAUGGCCAAUUGCCAAAUCCAACAAAAACGUACCAAAGUAAAUCGAGUUGAACGGCAGAUGAGAAGAAGCUUCGAUUGGCAAGAAGAAGAGGCAGGGGCGACCGAGAAGAGGCAGAGGCAAGGGUGGCCGAGCUUGAGGGAGCUCGAGGCGGAGGCAGGGACAGGAACGGCAGAGCAUGAGGGAUCUCGAGGCGGAGGAAGGGACAGGGACAGCCGAGCUCGAGGCAGAGGCAGGGACGACGACCUGGAGCGAAGCUGGGAAGGUCGAUUCUCGCCGCUGCGCAGCAGGGAGCUGGAGAUGGAGGGGCGUCAGUCGCCUGCGGGAAUGGAAGGAUGAGCGAGUUGCGAAGGUCGAUUCUCGCCGCCGAUGAAGGAAAACGAAGCUGCGCAGCAGGGAGCUGGAGCUGGAGGGGCGUCAGUCGACUGCGGGAAUGGAAGGAUGAGCGAGCCGCCCGCGUAGGGUUUCUUUGUGCUCUGCUUCUCGCUGCAUCAUUUUGCAAUUUCACCCCCAAUUCCAGCAAACGACGCCGCGUAUUUGUAACUGCCUGCAGCCCGCAGCUCACUUGACCCGUUCGGACGGGUCAACCGCCCGGGUUCCACCGGGCUUGACCGAAUUUAAGCGGGUUUGACCUGAUCCAGGCUGAUUGUAAAUUGGGUUGGUAUAGCCCGUUUUUCAGGGCGGGUCCAGGCCAACCCGCAGGUUGACAACUUUGGUCAAAAGUAAGUACAACGGCUGUAAAAUGUAAAUAUAACUGUUGGGAUUUUCAACGAGGACAACCCCAUCACAGCCACCCACGUGUGACGCAUCGAAAAAUUCAAUUAAUCGAACGGCUCCACGUCUCCCACGAUUGAGCUCAUUUACUUCUCUACCCCUAUUCUCCACUACAUAACCUAACACAACCUGCCAGACUGUUCGACUUUCCCCACUUUACGUCAUACGCCAACCAGAAGCUCUCUCUAUCUAUCUCCUCUUUCAAAGUUUCUUCCUUUCUCCUCCCUCUCUCUUAUCUUCUCAAUCCCUCAAAGCUUCUUCCUUUCUCCUCGCUCUGUUAAUUAGAUCUGGCAAUUUCUACCAUGUCCCUGCCAAUUUCGCGUUCCUUCUUCAAAGUUGCCAUUGGUCCGAUAUCCAGAUCUCCUCCAAUUAUGAGAUUCCUUCGUCGAUCUGCGACUCCCGGCUUUUACCGACGGGAUUUGCGCCGACCACCGACCACCCGAUGUUAAGAUUUGUACCUCCUUGUUUUAUAUUUUUCCUUACUUAUUUUCAUACUGGUCUUCUAGAUCUGAUUUUUUUAUAUAUUAUCACAAGACUACCGGCUCUGCCGAUUUAGCCUAUCGGCCACUCCCGGCUCUGCCGUUUUCGCCUAUCGCCGACUCCUGGCUCUACCGAUUUUGCCGAUCCUAGACUCCCGCUUUUACUGACUAGAUCUCAUCCGACCACCGUAUGGUAAGAUUUGUCAGCCGUACCUUCAUGGAUGGCAGUAGAGAGAAGCUGCGGUGCUAGGUUUUUCUCUCUCUUGUUAUUAACGUUUUGGCCUAUUUGCUUUUUGUUUUUGCAACUGGUUCAUGGGCCACAGUUGAUUAGAGGCCGUGUUACAUUGAGCCAUGUCUGAGCCCACAAUUCUUCCAAAACGCACAACGGGCCUCCCACAUUUUCUCUGAGGUACUAACGGCUUACUUUCAAAUGAUUUUGUUUACAGGGCCCAAACCAUGUCUGUGUUCAUAUAUAAAUGUCGCUAGUGAUCGCAGCGAAGAUUGAAAUUCAAUUUACAAUUUUCAAAUUUUGCCUGUCCAAUUCCUUUUCAACUGGCUAUUUUGCCCCUGAAACCAUAGGUUCUCUUAUAUAAAUCCUUUGCUCUAAA
Messenger RNA from Linum trigynum, 2311 nucleotides. NCBI's taxonomy places the organism in Eukaryota, Viridiplantae, Streptophyta, Magnoliopsida, Malpighiales, Linaceae. The record is from the annotation of a GenBank genome assembly.